AUGACAAGUGAAGGAGUUAGAGAAUCUGUUGCAAGAAAUCUUUGUUAUACUAGAUUGAAUAAUAUAUAUUUCAAUAAUGAUGAAAAUAAUGUUGAUAGUUGUAAUAAUGGUGAUAAUAAUACUAGUAGUGAUAAUUGUAGUAAUAAUGAUAGUAGUUAUGAUAGUAAUAACAGUAAAGUUAUUAGUGGUAAAAGUAAUUUGUAUGUUUAA
Funneliformis caledonium is the source of this 210-nucleotide messenger RNA. NCBI's taxonomy places the organism in Eukaryota, Fungi, Glomeromycota, Glomeromycetes, Glomerales, Glomeraceae. The record is from the annotation of a GenBank genome assembly.